GCCCGUGGUGGCUAAAGCUACGUGUCCUUGUCCCCCGUGGGCAGCCUCUGCGCGUACGGCCUCGAAUCCCCAGUUGGAAGGGCCUCACCCAGCCACCACCUCCUGGGAAAACCAGCCUGGAGCUAUGAAGACCAAAAACCGGCCCCCUCGGCGCCGAACACCCAUGCAGGACACAGAAGCCACCCCAGGAGAGCAGACACCUGACAGACCCCAGUCAGGCUCAGGGGGGUCAGAGCUGACAAAGGGUCUCCGGAGCAGGACAGCGCGUGCAAGCGGAGGUCGGGGAGAGGUCAGCCGCCGGCGACAGGGGUCUGGUGGCCGCAGGGAGAACAGUGUUCAGAGGCGGCUGGAGAGCAAUGAGCGAGAGAGGCAGCGGAUGCAUAAACUCAACAAUGCCUUCCAGGCACUGCGCGAGGUCAUCCCGCACGUGCGGGCUGACAAGAAGCUCUCCAAGAUCGAGACCCUCACGCUGGCCAAGAACUAUAUCAAGUCGCUGACCGCCACCAUACUUACUAUGUCCAGCAGCCGCCUCCCGGGGCUGGAGGCACCAGGUCCUGCGCCAGGCCCUAAAUUAUACCAGCACUACCAUCACCAGCAGCAGCAACAGCAGCAGCAGCAGCAGGUAGCUGGGGCCAUGCUUGGUGUCACUGAGGACCAGCCCCAAGGCCACCUGCAACGCUACUCUACACAGAUCCACAGCUUCAGAGAGGGGAGCUAGCACGCGCUUCGGGCUCCGGGGCAGGUUGGCAGUGAGGAGCCUGCCUGCUCUUCUCAGCUGUUGUCCCUCUGUGCUGCAAGCUCCAGACUGGUAAUGACACUAGUGAGGUCCCUGAGGGGGUUUUGUUGUUGACAUAAGCCCUCUCAUGGCCCAAGCUGGCCUUGAACUCCUGAUCCUCCUCACCUCCAUCUUCUCUAGGGCUGGGAUUACAGGCAUACAUCAUGACAUGGUGCCACGCUGGGGACUGAGCUAAGGGCUGUGUGUGUGCGCACUAAGCAAGCUCUCUAGCAACCGAGCUGCAUCCCCAGCCCAAAGUUGACUCGCAGUAAAUCCAUUUUCCUUGAAACUCAGCUCAGACACCAGCAUGUGGCAGUUUUUCCUAGCCACCCAGGGGACAAGGGAGUGAUCUGGGCCUUCAACUCUCCAGGGAAAGCCUACCUGUCCUUGCUGCCCUUUGACCAAGGAUGCACAGGGGUGGGACAGUUCUUGCCUUCCUUAACAAUUGCAUGUGUGGUGGCUAAGGGACGACUCCAGGAAAAACUUGACUUACAAAUGUCCCUGCGACUGCUGAGCCUAAAUAUUGUGGGGCUAUGGGAAACUGGACCCAAAGUGCCACUCAAUCCCUCAGGGAAUAUACAGCAAAGCCAAGAUGGCGUCUUGUUUCCUCAUUUUAUAGGAUUCCCCUGGGCCCAACUCAACAACUGGAGUUAAAAAGGCCUAGCCAGGCCCAAUCCAUAGGACUUUAAACGAGAUCUAUCUCUCUCUCUCUCUCUCUCUCUCUCUCUCUCUCUCUCUCUCUCUCUCUCUCUCUCUCUCUCUCCUGGAAAAGCUGCAGUGGCCUAGGCUGUGGCUGACUACUACAACCUACCCCAAGGAUAUGAGGCCCUGUGUAGAGACAAGGCAGGCCUUUAUGUAGAGGACCCUUGGGCCUCCGUACACGGAGAGACUUGCCCUGGGCCUCUUAUAGACUUCCCAUGGCGCCCCCUCUCCAUUACAGGGGUAUACCUCGUGCUUGGUAUCUCACAGUGUUCUUGGUUGGCCCCUGGGCUUAGCUCUUGGUACCUUUGGUGUUUUCUCUGAGGUGGAAGCUGGAGAGACCGGCAUGUCCCUCCCCCAACCUGCUCAUUAAUAAGGAGGGUGAGUGGUUGGCAGCCAGGCAGCCUCAAGCCCAGCUUCCGUCCUGGGGCGUUCCUGCCCCACUGGCUCUGCCGGGCUUCACUUCAGACUACUUUGCUGUCACUUGUCCUUGGCCUCUUCCUUCCUCCCUUGUCUCUCUGCCCAGAACUGACCUGGAGUUCCUUGAGGCCCAUACACCCCACACCCACCUUUAGAAUGACAGGAGUCUCUCUCUAUGUAGCUCAGGCUAUCCCUAAACUGAUUUUUUUGAACGUGUGCUUGGUCCAUCCUCCUGCCUCAGCCCCUCCCUCUGCCCCAAGUGCUCUGAACACAGGAUAGGGGGAGAACCCUGGUACCCGAAAGAACUAGAUAAUAGAUACACUAGGCCUGGGGGUGUUGGUCUCCUUAUCCUGGUGAGACUUGAUUUGUAUAGCUUUCCAGUCCUGGUCUGGUCCCUUCCUAGAUCGUCCGUAGGUCAGGUAGAGACUGGGGGGCCUGUGUGUCUGUUACUGGGGACGGCUACUGGGAAAGGUCAGGGAAUUUGCCAGUGUGAGCGGAGGCCAGGCAUGACUCCAAGCUGGAAAGACAAAGCCCAGAUAUCUACCUUGCUAUGGGGGACUUGCCCAGUGGAAAGCAAAGGCCUCUGCCGACAGACAGACCUACAAACCCCAUGGCUGGCUUCCGUAUGAGCCAAGGCCAGAGCGGGGCUCCUUUUGUCCAGCCAAACCUCUGCCCUAAUGCCCGGCUGCCCUAAUGCCCAGGGCUGUCCAGGGUCUCUGUUUGGCGGGACCUCAGCCUCCUGGCUCUUUGUCCCCCACAAGCUGCCUUUUGUAUACCCCUGCUUCCUAGGGGGUGACAUGGGCCUAGCUGUCCAGUUCUUUACUGGUGACAGGCAGGACCUACAUGUCCCUUGGCCACAUUACAAAGGAUCUUUAGAGACUCCGGUCCCGUUAGGAGUCUGGGAUAGCAGGAAGCCCUAUUGCUCUGUCUCCCUGUCCCAAGCCCAGGGUGCUCCUUCUUUUGGAACUGGAGCGUAGGGUGACCUCUAACUUACUCCGUGGGGAAGGAUGGUGAACUUCCGCCUCGAUCUCGUGUGCUGGGACUGAGGUAUGUACCUCCACACCCAGUUUAGACAGUGCUGGGAACUGAACCCGGGGCUUAGAGCAUCUUCAGCAAGCCUCUACCGACCAAUCUAUGUCCCCAGUGUGCUCUCUUCUGUCCUACUGGGUAAUGGGGCUGAGUUUAUUCAAGCCCCUGGGCAAGAGGGCUGGAGCUGCCCGGGACACCUAGGCUCUGGUGUGGGGACCAGGCAGAGCCUUUAUGAAGAGGACCCCUGAGCCUCUGUACAUGGAGAGACUUGCCCUGGGCCUCCAGAUCUCACCAACCUCACGUCAGCACAAGCAGAGAAACCUGACAUGUGACGCCUCAGGAAAAAGCCAUGAGAAACAGCAGGGCCUGCGCCUUGCCUGUCACCUCAGUGACAAUGUCCCUUAAGUGACCUGGACCCGCUAUUUUUCCCCUAGUUCCCUGAGUACUAGUAAAAUUGCCAUCUGUACCUGAAAAUGAAGACUUCACAGCCAUUGUACUCUGGUCCUAGGAAUGGGUGCCCAGAGACCUGUGCCUCUGUAACACAAAUGUCCAAUAAAAAUCUUGUCAGUCA
Molecule: messenger RNA, 3494 nt
Organism: Mus musculus (house mouse)
Lineage: Eukaryota; Metazoa; Chordata; Mammalia; Rodentia; Muridae
Gene: Bhlha15
Product: basic helix-loop-helix family, member a15
Exons: 2
Coding region: 125-718 (197 amino acids)
Cellular component (GO): nucleus
Molecular function (GO): sequence-specific double-stranded DNA binding; protein dimerization activity; DNA binding
Source: RefSeq, marked validated